Pochonia chlamydosporia 170 is the source of this 1281-nucleotide messenger RNA. RefSeq names its product serine/threonine-protein phosphatase 2A activator 2. Gene Ontology annotation, biological process: mitotic spindle organization. Bases 1 to 1281 code for a protein of 426 amino acids. Gene Ontology annotation, cellular component: cytoplasm; protein phosphatase type 2A complex; nucleus. The transcript has a single exon. NCBI's taxonomy places the organism in Eukaryota, Fungi, Ascomycota, Sordariomycetes, Hypocreales, Clavicipitaceae. Gene Ontology annotation, molecular function: peptidyl-prolyl cis-trans isomerase activity; protein tyrosine phosphatase activator activity. The record is from RefSeq and is a predicted model, not a curated record.
AUGGCUUCAUCACAGUCGGCUUCGCUACGCGAUGCUGCAUCCGCGAUCCCAAACCUAAAAGAUAGGAUUCCAAAGCUCGGGCCUCGACGCCGUCGACAGGAACCUGCAAACCAGACUCCAGUUCCCGAGACUCCCGCACUUCCCUCGCCACCAGACAUCUCUAGCUGGACCUUUAUGGUACCCAAGAGGAGGAUUCUAUCGAGAAAGGACCACGAGACAUUUUUGCAGUCUCCCACGCAGAGCCUGAUCAAGGCAUGGAUAUUUGGACUCGCCGAAAGCGUGGUUGACACCCCAUGCUCAGCCAUCAAGAACGACGACCUCAGCGACACCGUAAAGGCCAUUCUGAACAUCCUAGGCGAAGCAGAAGACCUGGUUGCAAAAUCCCCUCCAAACGAACAAGGAGGCUCGAGAUUUGGAAACAAGGCAUUUAGAGGAUUCCUCGACCUCGUGUCGGAGAAUUCCGCAAAAUGGCACAAGAGCCUGGGCAUAGAAAUCGAACAGGCUGUUACAGAAGUGUCAACAUAUCUUGACCAGUCCUUUGGAAACCGUAAUCGCAUCGACUAUGGCUCUGGCCACGAGCUCAACUUUAUGAUCUGGCUCCUGUGUCUCUACCAGCUGGGGCUUUUGCAGAAACGCGACUUCAAGGCCGUCACGCUUACCGUUUUCUCAAAAUACCUGUCCCUGAUGCGAACGGUUCAAAUGACUUACUACCUCGAACCGGCGGGCUCUCACGGCGUAUGGGGAUUGGACGACUACCAGUUUCUCCCGUUUCUCUUUGGGGCAUCCCAACUAUUACACCACCCGUACAUCACACCGCGGUCUAUCCACCAACAACUGACCAUUGAGGAAUUUAGCAGAGAUUACCUGUACCUCGGGCAGGUCGCCUUUGUCAACGACACAAAGACAGUCAAGGGAUUGAGAUGGCACAGCCCCAUGCUGGACGACAUCUCGUCAGCCAAGUCGUGGUCCAAGAUUGACGGCGGAAUGCGUCGAAUGUUUGUGGCCGAGGUGCUAGGUAAAUUGCCCGUGAUGCAGCACUUUUUGUUUGGAUCGCUGGUGCUGGCAGUGGAAGGAAUGAGUGAGGAUGACGGAGUUGACGGUCACGAUGAUGAAGACGACGGCCGCGUCACCUCAGACUCGACCGACCACUCAGAUCACGCUCACAACGGCACAGGCUGGGGCGAUUGCUGUGGGAUCAAGGUACCUAGCAGCAUUGCAGCUGCGCAGGAGAUGAAGAAGGGGGCCAGAGGCGAUACCUUGCGGCGGAUCCCAUUUGACUGA